CUUCAACCUACUAGCUCUGUGCUUCUGUAUACUUGCAGACCAUAAACAUGUGGUACUACUUGUUCCUCGCCCUGUUUGUACCGGGCUUCGUGACAUACUUCGUGCAGCACAUCAUCUGCUCUGUGUUCUAUAAGACCCAAAACCUCAAGAAGCGCUACAAUGCAGACUGGGCGCUGGUGACAGGCGCCAGCUCGGGCAUCGGCAAGUCGAUCGCUACUCGGUUGGCGCGACAAGGCCUGAACAUCGUGCUUGUGGCCCUUGGGGACGACCUUCUCGACAAUACCUUUGAGGAGCUUAAGGCUGCUUAUCCUAAAAACCAGUUCCGCAAGGUCGCUGCCGACUUGGGCGGCUCGGACUACCUUGCUCCCAUUGUGGACGCAACUCGCGACAUUAAGGUCCAGAUUGUGUUCAACAAUGCGGGUUACAUGCUGACUGGCUUCUUCCACACGCGGCCUCUUGACGCGCUGAUGAAGAACAUCAACUGCAAUGCGGUCAGCGCCGUACAGAUCACACACCACUUUGUGCGGGAAAUGAUCUCCUCGGGUCUGCGCGGCUGCGUGGUGUUCACGAGCUCUGCGGCUGCCGCCAUGCCCUCGCCCUUCUCGGUGCAGUACGCCGCCACGAAGAGCUUCCUCUCGGUGUUCGGGGCGUCCCUGGCGCCCGAGGUGCGCCCGCACGGCAUCGACGUCCUGGUCUUCCACCCCUCGCCGGUGGCCUCCAGGUUCUACGACAAGGCGCACAAGCUGGACGCACUGGACUUCUUCAAGCGGUUCGCGGUGCACCCGGACGCGCUGCCCGACACGGUGUUUGCCUCAGUGGGGCGCACCGUGUGGCGCGACGUGGGGCCCACCGCGCUGGCGUUCAGGAUGGUGACCAAGAUUGCCGACUACAACUUCCUGGCCACCGUGAUUGCCCUCUUCGGCCGCUACAUGCCCGACUUCAAGCGUGCCCAGGCGGAUGGGGCCGCGCCGUCCGCCGCCGCCGGUGCCAAGAAGGCGCACUAGCACGGCCAGCAGGCGUGAGGCACCACUAUUGAUGUUGAGUUGAGCUGCGUUGGGUUUGGGCCUUGUACAGGUCUCCUGACCUAUUGCUCGCUGUUAUGUUAAUGAUUGCUAAGGAAUCUAGUGAUGGCUCUUGGGCCACGAUUACAUGGCUGUGUAGUGCAGGUGAAUGGUUGCAGGGCGUUUCCGCAUUGCUGGAUUGCCGUGGGGGUUGCUGUGGCUGCGUGGUCAAGGGCAUCUAACCACGCAGCUGUUGAUCUUUUGGCAUGCAGGUCGGAAGCUGGGUAGGCGCGUUGUGUUGCCUUCCCUGAAAAGGUGGUGUUUCUGAGAAGUGAGAACUUUCUGUGACAAUUGUAUGCUUUAUGAAGGGCAUUUGCGGGGCCUGGGCGAGGGUCAGCAAAGUGAAACACAUGUCUGCGGGUGUCUUACAUGGCUAG
Messenger RNA from Astrephomene gubernaculifera, 1438 nucleotides. The record is from the annotation of a GenBank genome assembly. Lineage: Eukaryota; Viridiplantae; Chlorophyta; Chlorophyceae; Chlamydomonadales; Astrephomenaceae.